Brassicogethes aeneus is the source of this 1904-nucleotide messenger RNA. Lineage: Eukaryota; Metazoa; Arthropoda; Insecta; Coleoptera; Nitidulidae. The record is from the annotation of a GenBank genome assembly.
AAUCAGUCCAUUUCUGAAAUUUUAUGAGACAUGACCGAUUUAAUCGUGCCGACCGCCCAAGGAAAAUUAAAAGGAAAAGUGUUUGGUAAAGUGUACGAAAAACCGUUUUUAGGGUUUUUGGGAAUACCUUACGCUAAAGCGCCUGUAGGAGAUCUUAGGUUUAAGCCCCCACAAGAUCCUGAACCAUGGGUCGGAAUAAAAAAUUGCACGAAAGAGGGAACACCCUGUCCAUCAAAACACCUGUCAUUUAAAUUCUACAUUGGAAACGAAGAUAACUGUCUAAAUCUAAAUGUUUUUACCAGACAAACCAAAAAUGUUACCACUCCAAAACCUGUGCUAUUUUUUAUACACGGUGGAGCUUUUAUAUUGGGGAACAACAGGACUGAAGUUUACGGUCCUGAUUUUUUGAUGGCAGAAGAAAUUGUGGUAGUCGUAAUUAACUAUCGUCUUGGAGUAUUAGGGUUUUUGGCCAUUGAAGAUGAUAGCUAUGGAAUUCCUGGAAAUGCCGGUCUUAAAGAUCAAGUAAUGGCUUUAAAAUGGGUGCAAAGAAAUAUUCUAAAUUUUGGAGGUGACCCAAAUAACGUAACAAUUGUUGGACAAAGCGCUGGAUCCAUAGCUUGUCAUUUUCUCAUGUUGUCACCACUAGCUAAGGGUCUUUUCCAUAGAGCAAUUUUGGCAAGUGGGGUUGCUCUUAAUACUUGGGCUACUGGGGGGACGUAUAAUUUACACAAAUUGGGUUAUUUACUGGGGUAUAUGGAACAAGAUGACAAAAGUAUUUUUGAAAAGUUAAAAAAAGAACCCCUGAAAAAUAUCGUAGCAGCCCAAUACGAGUAUAAAGAUGACUGUUUAUUGGACAAAAUUCGCCCGUUUGUCCCAAUCGUCGAAAAACCCUCCAAAGACGCGUUUAUAUCUGAUCUCCCAAUAAACAUAAUAAAAUCUGGAAAUUACAAUAAAGUCCCCUUCAUGAUUGGAUACACAACAAACGAGGGAAUGUUGUUUGAGUUACUAAGAAUGAUAAUGACUUGGAAUAAAAUUCCAAAAAGUCUUGACAACGAAAUUCCUCAUGAUGUUCCCCAUAACGGUGAUGUGGAAAAAAUAAAUACCAUUAAAGAGAAAGUGAAGAAUUAUUAUUUUAAAGGCAAUGAAGUUGGGAAAAAAACCUACAGUGAUAUUUUGAAUAUGAAAUCAGAUUCCGCCUUCAGAUACCACAUACAAAAAGCAAUCAAACUGCAUCAAGAAACCAACGACAAACCGAUGUACUUCUACAAAUUCUCCCACGAAGGCCCAUUUAAUUACACCAAAAAAUUGGUGGCGGUCACAAGCAGAAUACUCCUGUACAUUCUACUGGCACUGGCUUUCAUGACGAAGUUGAUUCCACCCAUCAACAACUUCUUCCACUUCCUCAUCCAAAAGUUGCCCAUGCGCGAAAACCUCAAAGGUACCAGCCAUUGCGACGACGUGGGGUAUCUCUGGAAGUACCGGAUACACCCGAAAAUACGCCCCGGGAGCCCUGAAGACUUCUACGUCAGGAGAAUGGUGAAGUUGUGGACGAACUUCGUGAAGUACGAGAACCCCACUCCGGAAGUCGACAAUGAGCACUUCGAGGGCGUUCUGUGGAAGCCGAUAUCCAAAACUGAUUUGCCAUGUUUGAAUAUUGACGAAACGUUGGAGAUGGUGAAGAAUCCUGAUAAGGAACGGUACCAGUUUUGGGACAGUAUUUAUUCGCUUUAAGUUUUGGUUUAAUGUUAUUUAUUAAAAGGUUUCAUUAUAUUUUUGUACAUACGAUUUUUAGGCUUUUUUAGUAUUUUGGUGAAGUUUUUUAUGAAAAACAUUGCACAUUGUACUUUAACCAAGAAAAAAAAACGAUUUUAGUUGUUUUAUGUUUAUUACUACCUAAAUACCCG